Acytostelium subglobosum LB1 is the source of this 357-nucleotide messenger RNA. RefSeq lists its product as hypothetical. The coding region runs from base 1 to 357 and encodes 118 amino acids. The transcript is spliced from 4 exons. The record is from RefSeq and is a predicted model, not a curated record. Gene Ontology annotation, molecular function: protein binding. Lineage: Eukaryota; Evosea; Eumycetozoa; Acytosteliales; Acytosteliaceae.
AUGCCUCUCUCAAUCAAUGUCCUUCCAAUUGAAGGAAAGAAGAUAUUAGUACCUCUCCAUCCAAACGCACCAGUCAAUCAAUUGAUUGCUGAGAUCAUCAAGCGUUGCAAGUUAGAUGCCAACGAGUACACUCUCUAUUUCAAGGGAGAGCUCUUUGGCACUGAUACGUUGGAGUCGCUUGGCAUUCAGGAUGGUGCAGAGUUGACUCUUUGUUCUCCCACACAUCCAUAUAUAGCUCCCGGUGCUGCAGGAGGAGGUGGUGGCCAAGCGCUGGAGCAGAUCUUGAAGGAUGGCAUUGAGGAGAUGAAGAAGAUGAUCAAUCAGAAGAAGAAGUCCUUGCCAGGCUCAAAGAACUGA